ACCCUCACCCCCGUGACGCGAACAAAAUCGGACCCAACCUUCCAAGUCUCCACCCCGCAGCCCACUAUCUCUCCUCCCACUCCACGCCACAGAUCUCUUCUCCGUUCCCCUCUCCCGGCUUGCUCUCCACACCAUGGCGGAGGACGCCCCCAACGCCGGUGCCGAGGGCGGCAACCCCUCGCCUCCCGAAGCCACCGUCGAAUCCCCUCCCGCGCCCGCUGAGAAGGCCUCCUCCGCGGAGGCGCUGCUCCCGUCGCUCAGCAUCUGGCCGCCGUCGCAGCGCACGCGGGACGCCGUGGUGCGGCGGGUCGUGCAGACCCUGGCCGCGCCCAGCGUCCUCUCCCAGCGCUACGGCGCGCUCCCGGAGCCCGAGGCCGAGCGCGCCGCCGCCGCCGUCGAGGCCGAGGCCUUCGCCGCCGCCUCGGAGUCCACCGGCAGCUCCCCGGCCUCCCUGGAGGACGGGAUCGAGGUCCUCCAGACCUACUCAAAGGAGGUCAGCCGCCGCCUCCUCGAGCUCGCCAAGUCCCGCGCCGCCGCCGCCGCCGCUCCGGCUCCCCUUGCGGAGCCGAGCGCGGAAGAGUCGGAGGCUGCUCCGGCCCCCGCGGAGGAGUAAGGUGCUGGCCCCGAGCUCUGAUCCACCGAGAACUGCUGCUAUUUCAGCAUUUCGUUGGAAAUUAUUUAUCAUUUCUAGUAUCCGUAUGACUAUUACUCUAUCGGAGAUGUGCUUGAGAUGAUGAGUUAAUGUCUGAUUUGUGAACCUGGUACCUUGUUACAGACUUUAAGCUAUAUCAGAUUGUCAGGUGCAUCUUUUGCCCAAUAGGUGUGCAUGAAUGAUUCCUUUAGGUAUUCUGGCUAUUAGUUUAUGAGGAGAUUGUAUCGAUGAGUAUUUGUAGCUAUAGUACCAAUAUUAUGCUUGUUCUUUCUGUAUCUACUUUGUUUUUGUUCGGCUGGUA
Molecule: messenger RNA, 953 nt
Organism: Brachypodium distachyon (stiff brome)
Lineage: Eukaryota; Viridiplantae; Streptophyta; Magnoliopsida; Poales; Poaceae
Product: MFP1 attachment factor 1
Exons: 1
Coding region: 134-613 (159 amino acids)
Biological process (GO): lateral root development; mitotic cell cycle
Source: RefSeq, a predicted model, not a curated record